This is a messenger RNA of Linum trigynum, 2200 nucleotides long. NCBI's taxonomy places the organism in Eukaryota, Viridiplantae, Streptophyta, Magnoliopsida, Malpighiales, Linaceae. The record is from the annotation of a GenBank genome assembly.
CACUACUACUCAGCUAGUUCGAGCUCAAUAUAGUUCUCCAUCCUCCUUCUUUCCUUUUUUGCUUGGCCCAACGACAUGGCUCGUUUUCGAGGGUUUCCAACGAUGUCAUUUCUUCCUGUCCUGGUGUCAAUAACCCUACUGCUGGCUCGUGCCACGGCAGAGGAUCCUGCCUUUCCCGACCCUUGCCAAAGCUAUACCUACAACCCUUCGGACACCCUGCCCUACGGCCGAGCCAAUUUCCCUCCUGGCUUCGUCUUUGGCACCGCCACAUCUGCUUACCAGGUGGAAGGUGCCGCCAAUCAGAGCUGCAGAGGCCCAAGCGUAUGGGACAAAUUCGCCCAUCAAUUCCCAGAAAGAAUUGCUGAUCGAAGUAAUGGAGAUGUGGCCAUUGAUAUGUAUAACCUCUUUGUGGAGGAUAUACAAAGGAUGAAGUACAUGAAUGUGGAUGCUUACAGGCUCUCCAUUUCCUGGUCUAGAGUUAUCCCAUACGGGAAGCGGAGUACAGGGGUGAACAGAGAAGGAAUCGAUUUUUACCACAGGGUUAUUGAUUUGCUCAAACAAAACGGUAUCGAGCCUUAUGUCACAAUAUGGCAUUGGGAUACCCCUCAGGCACUUGAAGCCGAGUACGGUGGCUUCUUAAGCCGUGACAUAGUGAAGGACUUUGAAGAUUACUGCGACUUGUUAUUCGAAGAGUACGGUGGAAAGAUAACGAAAUGGAUAACGCUGAACGAACCGGUAACUUACGUGAUGAGAGGCUACGACGAAGGGCUGAUGGCACCGGGGCGUUGUUCCACGUGGGUUAACCAUGCAUGUCUCGCCGGAAAUUCAGGGACCGAGCCUUACAUAGUCACCCACAAUCUCCUUCUUGCUCAUGCUGCUGGUUAUCGAUUGUACCAGCAAAAAUACAAGGCAAGUCAAGGAGGGGAAGUAGGAAUCACCAUUGUUACUUUCUGGUUCGUUCCUUACACCGAUACCACAGCGGAUAUCGAUGCAGCUCAAAGAUCCCUAGACUUUAUGUAUGGGUGGUACAUGGAUCCCAUAACCUAUGGUCACUACCCGAGGAACAUGAUCGACCUCGUCGGAUCUCGCCUGCCCACCUUCACGUCGGAGGAGUCGAGAUCGUUGAAAGGCUCCUACGAUUUUCUGGGACUCAAUUACUACACAGCUUAUUACUCCAUGAACAACCCCAACUUCGACCCUGAACAUCUCGAGUAUCUUAAGGAUUCCCACGCUAUUACUACAGCUACUGGAGCCAAUGGAGAACUCAUUGGACCAGAGUUGGGUACGUCGUGGCAGUACCUAUACCCACAAGGGCUCCAAUAUCUUUUGAACUACACCAAAGAUACAUACAGAAACCCUCAUAUUUACAUCACCGAGAAUGGACUUUCUCAAGAGGACGAUCCUACACAAUCAAUCGAGGAAGCGACACAAGACGACACUAGGAUAAGUUUCUAUGACAGCCACCUUGACAGUGUUCUCCAGUCCAUGAUUGGUUACAACGUGAACGUGUCGGGGUUCUUCGCGUGGUCGUUUGCGGACAACUACGAGUGGAACGACGGCUACUCGGUCCGGUUCGGUUUCUACUACAUCGACUACACCGACGGUCAGCUGACCCGCUACCCGAAGAGCUCGGCCUGCUGGUACACCAACUUCCUGAACCGGAACGCUCCCACGGGCCAGACCCUAAUCCGCCAGAAGACUAUUCACAGCGAUAAGCUGCAGGCUCAGCCCACCGCUCGCCGCCCUUCAGCAGCUGGCGGACGUCGUGCUCUCCCCCGCCGUCCCCGCCAAUUCUCCCGUUGGUGAUCAUCUACCAAUUCACUAAUAAACGGCUGUCUCCUAUCAAGAGAGUGAUGGUCAUGGUACGGAUUUUCCGAUUUGGUGCAAGAAUAAGAGUCACGAGGGUUCUGCCCGUGGACUGGCCUGCCUGCCUUGAGAAAGUUAGGAGAGAGCAAUUUUUAUUGUAUUAUCUUCAUCUUCUAGGGUUUGGGGCUUUUUCUGGGCUUCCUUGUUGCGUAGUGUAGUGUUAGAGUUGCGUGUUUUCACGCAGUAUGUUCUUCCUUCCUGCAUUAAGCUGUAAGUGUUUCUCCAGCAUUGACUUGGUAAUAAUAAAAGUUUGAUCUCUUUAUAUAUACUAGAAAAAUGGCCCGCGCGUUGCGGCGGGUAUGUUCAUAUCACGGAAUAUAAAUGAAUUUGUAUG